Messenger RNA from Eremomyces bilateralis CBS 781.70, 2319 nucleotides. RefSeq lists its product as uncharacterized. The record is from RefSeq and is a predicted model, not a curated record. Gene Ontology annotation, molecular function: FMN binding; NADPH-hemoprotein reductase activity; flavin adenine dinucleotide binding. The transcript is spliced from 2 exons. Lineage: Eukaryota; Fungi; Ascomycota; Dothideomycetes; Eremomycetales; Eremomycetaceae. Bases 91 to 2178 code for a protein of 695 amino acids. Gene Ontology annotation, cellular component: cytosol.
UUUUCUCCUCCCAAUCCCCCAAUCUCCUCUUCGGUGAACUAUCCUUCAUCUCGCCUACUGACAUGUGACGUUCCCCUCCAGGCAGACAAGAUGACCCAACUCGAUACUCUGGACCUCGUGGUCCUCGUCGCUCUUUUCGUCGGUACCGUCGCAUACUUUACGAAAGGCACCUAUUGGUCGAAACCACAUGAUCCAUAUGGCGGGUCGCUGGCGCAUGCCAACGGCCUCAAGGCCGGGAAGUCGAGGAACUUCAUCGAGAAGAUGGACGAGUCUGGGAAGAACUGCAUCGUGUUUUACGGGUCACAAACCGGCACCGCCGAAGAUUACGCCUCUCGGUUAGCCAAAGAGGGCGCCGCUCGCUUCGGAUUGAAGACAAUGGUGGCAGAUCUGGAGGACUAUGACUUCGAGAACUUGGAUCAGUACCCCGAGGACAAGAUCGUCUUCUUCGUGCUCGCCACGUACGGGGAAGGCGAGCCGACAGAUAACGCGGUGGAAUUCUACGAGUUCGUGAGCAACGAGGAUGUCACGUUCAGCAACGGCGCCGCCGCGGAAGAAAAGCCUUUGUCCAACCUCAAUUUCGUGGCCUUCGGCCUGGGAAACAACACGUACGAGCACUACAAUUCCAUGGUCCGGAACCUUAACACGUUUUUCGAGCGAUUGGGCGGGAAUCGCAUUGGAGAGGCCGGCGAAGGAGACGACGGCGCGGGAACGAUGGAAGAAGAUUUCUUGGCCUGGAAGGAACCCAUGUGGACGGCAUUGGCCGCGCACAUGAAUCUUGAGGAGCGCGAAGCCGUAUACGAGCCCGUCUUCGACGUCGUCGAUAUGCCGAAUAUGGACGCGGAGGAGGAUACCGUCUACCUUGGCGAGCCGAACAAAUACCACUUGGAAGGCGUCCAGAAGGGUCCGCAUAACGCGCAUAAUCCAUACAUUGCGCCGAUUGCGGAGUCCAAGGAACUCUUCUCUGCUGACGACCGGAACUGCUUGCACAUGGAAAUCGAUGUCGCCGGCUCGGGCAUCUCGUACACGACUGGUGACCACAUCGCCAUCUGGCCGACGAACGCUGGGAAGGAGGUCGAGCGGCUUCUCCGGGUCCUGGGCCUGGAGCCGAAACGGCACAGCGUCAUCAAAGUCUCCGGUUUGGAUCCCACCGCGAAGGUCCCUUUCCCCUCUCCUACGACCUACGACGCCGUCGUGCGAUACCACAUGGAGAUCUGCGCCCCCGUCUCCCGUCAAAUGGUGUCCACCCUCGCCGCUUUCUCUCCGACCGACGAAAUCAAAGCCGAGAUGACCAAAAUGGGCGAAGACAAGGACUAUUUCCAUGCGAAAGUGGCUGAUCUUAACGUCAACCUCGCACAGCUCCUCGAGAUCCUCUCAAACGGCGCUCCGUGGGAUAAAGUCCCCUUCUCGCUCAUGAUCGAAGGCCUCCACAAGAUCCAACCGCGAUACUACUCCAUUUCUUCCUCCUCGGUGGUCCAGCCGGGGAAAAUCGCCAUCACCGCUAUCGUCGAGUCCAUCGAGAGGCCCGGCGCUCCCCAUAUCGUCAAGGGCGUCACGACCAACUACCUCCUGGCGCUCAAGCAAAAGCAACACGGCGACCCCAACCCGGAUCCGCACGGAUUGAAAUACGCGCUGACCGGUCCCCGCAACAAAUACGACGGCGUCCACGUCCCCGUGCACGUCCGACAUUCCAACUUCAAGCUCCCGUCCGAUCCGAAGAAGCCCAUCAUCAUGGUCGGGCCCGGGACGGGGGUCGCGCCGUUCCGAGCGUUCGUCCAAGAGCGCGCGGCGCAGGCGGAGAAGGGCGAGGAAGUUGGUCGGACAAUCCUGUUCUACGGGUGCCGAAGACGGCAGGAAGACUUCCUGUACGAGAAAGAAUGGGAGACACACAAAGAAACCCUCGGCGACAAGUUCCACUGUCACGUCGCCUUCUCCCGCGAAGGCCCGAAUAAAGUAUACGUGCAGCACAAGGUCCAGGAAUAUGCCGACGAGAUCAACACGCUGCUCGAGCAGAAGGCGUACUUCUACGUCUGCGGCGACGCGGCGAGCAUGGCCCGGGAAGUCAACGCGCUGCUCAUCAAGAUCAUCGCCGAGAAGCGCGGCGUGUCCGAAGCGAAGGCCGAGGAGAUUGUGAAGUCGAUGCGGGCGAGUAAUCAGUAUCAAGAGGACGUGUGGUCAUAGACGAUGGCGACGGAUGUAUUGCGGAUGACGGGAGGAGCGGAUAAGUAGACGAUGAUUUGAUGCAUGGCAAUUUGGAGCCGCCGGUGGAAUUUGGGUUUUACGUUCUUAUUGAAUAGGGGUUCACGCUACUCCUGGUAUCUA